Oreochromis niloticus (Nile tilapia) is the source of this 3512-nucleotide messenger RNA. RefSeq names its product gastrula zinc finger protein XlCGF57.1. The transcript is spliced from 2 exons. Lineage: Eukaryota; Metazoa; Chordata; Actinopteri; Cichliformes; Cichlidae. The coding region runs from base 219 to 1850 and encodes 543 amino acids. Gene Ontology annotation, biological process: regulation of transcription by RNA polymerase II. The record is from RefSeq and is a predicted model, not a curated record. Gene Ontology annotation, molecular function: DNA-binding transcription factor activity, RNA polymerase II-specific; RNA polymerase II cis-regulatory region sequence-specific DNA binding.
GACUAAAGGUGUCCGUCCCGAUGCCUGCUCAAAAACCAGCGGAGACGGCAACAAAUCUUUUAACAAAAGGAUUCAGGAGAGUGGAUUCCCUGUUGGAGUCUGCAUCCUGCUCUUAUAUAAUACAUCCACGGAUGAAGAAGCAGGACCGAAAAUGAAGCCAGUGCCUCUUUAACUGUGAGCGGAGGGGAUCGGUCCUGCGCAGGCCUGGUUCAUCUCAAAUGAGCCUCCAGUUUAUUUUAAAGAACAGAACAAAUGCGGCCACCAUGAACGAAGAGGAAUAUUGUCAGCAGCACGACACUGAAAGUGUUCGUUUUAAAGACAACCCGGACAGUAAACCGCUGGGUGUCCAUCAGCAGCUGGAUGUAAAGCAGAUAGAUGAUAUCUCACAACUGUUGGCAAUUAAAGAGGUUCCCCCUGAAUGGAGGCUCACUUCAGAUCCACAAGACCCAGAGGUUGUCCAAAUAAAAGAGGAGCAGGAGGAGCUCUGGACCAGUCAGGUGGGAGAGCAGCUAAAUGGGGUGCAGGUGGCGGAUAUCUCCAGGUUUCCAGGCCAUGCUGUCAGUGUGAAACAUGAAGACAGUGACGAGAAAUCUGAGUAUUCACAACCUUCUCAAAGAAAAACUAAAUGCAACAGAGAAGCAGAGGCUUUAACUGCCCCCCCAGCUAAAGGAAUAAAAAUGGAAACUGAUGGUGAUGACUGUGGAGGACCGAAAUCAGCUAGAAGUCCAGAUCAAGAUAUUUAUAUACAUCCAAAUGGUGAUGAAAAGGCUUCCAGUUUAUCUGAGACUGAAGUCAGUAUUAAUGAUGAUGAUGAUGACUAUUAUUGGCAGGAGCCUUUAUCAGACUCUGGACCUGACACUGAAGACAGUGACAGUGACUGGAAGGAAACCGGGACACUGGAAUCAGGUGUAAAUAGUGACAAAGGACAAGACAGUUCUAAAGUAUCUGAAUGUAAUAAAACUUUUCUUUGCAAACAGUCACUUCAGGGGGAGAGGGGAAGAAUGUCUUCCUCUGGUUUGGCAAAAAAGAAAUGCUUUACAGUAUCACAAAAUGGUGAUUCAUCAGUGGCAGUACGCACCGGAGAGAAACCAUUUGGCUGUGACGUUUGUGGACAAAGGUUCAACCAAAAAACACAUCUAAACACUCACAUGAGAAUUCACACAGGAGAGAAACCCUUCUGUUGUGAUUUUUGUGGACAGCGCUUUAACCAGAAAACACAUCUUAAGAUCCACAUGAGAAUUCACACGGGAGAGAAACCUUUUGGUUGCGAUAAUUGUGGCAAAAGAUUUAGACACCAGUGCACUCUCAAAAUACACAUGGCAGCUCACACAGGGGAGAAACCAUUUACCUGUGAUGACUGUGGUAAAAGAUUCAGUCAUCAGAAAAUUCUGAAGGCGCACAUGACAAUUCACACAGGAGAGAAACCAUUUCACUGUGAUGAAUGCGGCAAAAGUUUUAGCCAACAGGGAAUUCUGAAGGCGCAUAUGACAGUGCACACAGGAGAGAAACCAUUUGGUUGCAGUAGAUGUGAUAAAAAGUUUAGACUACAUAGUGAUCUCACAGCACAUAUGAGAGUCCACACAGGAGAGAAACCAUUUGGUUGUGAUAAGUGUGGUAAAAGGUUUAGCCAAAAGGGAUGUUUGCAGAGACACCUUAGACUCCACACAGGAGAAAAACCGUUUAGUUGUGACGAUUGCGGAAAACGAUUUAAGCGAAAGACACACCUCAAAGCACACAUGACAGUUCACACAGGAGAGAAACCAUUUGGCUGUGAUGUCUGCGGCGUAACAUUUUCACGACAGGGAACCCUGAAGAGACACAUGAGGGUCCACACACGAUAUAAACUGUAAAGUAACAGGGUUUUGUCCAAAAGAUUACAUGCAGUGUUAAAGUGUGUUGGUGCAGAUCAGAGCAGUGGAUUUCCUUUAUGGCACUGAGAUAACUGAGAGUGUAGGUUGAUACCUCUCAGACAGGUCUGCUGUAUUCCACUAGUUUCUCUUCUGAAGCUUAAACAAAAUGCAUAAGGGGAAAAUAUCCUAGAGAAAGAUGAGGUAAAUGAUGAUGCUGACAAAAAGUUAACAUGCAUGGAAAGAAGUAAAUUCUCCCCAGUAACAUAUGAUGAGUGAAACAACUUUUACAAGUUAAGAAUACAUUGCUCAAAAAAGUUAAAGAAAUACUUUUUAAGCAGAGUAUAGAAAUAAGUCAGUUAAACCACUGGGAUAUUGACUCGGUCAGUCAUAGCAGAGGGUGUUAUUAGUCAGUUUCAGGUGGUUUGGUGUUCAUGAAAUUAACAACAGGUGCACCACAGGGGCAAUGAUGAGGCAACCCCCAAUUAGGAAUGUCAUUUUCCCUCCUUUUUUCUCAUUGUUUUUUUUCACUAUUUUGGGAUUUGGUAAGGGUCAGUGUCACUACCCUUAGCAGAUGAUACCUGGACCCUACAGAGGUUACAUAGGUAGUCCAACUCCUUCAGGAUGGCACAUCAAUACGUGCCAUUGCCAUAAGGUUUGCUGUGUCUCCCAGUACAGUCUCGAGGACAUGGAUGAGAUUCCAGGAGACGGGCAGUUACUCUGGGAGAGCUGGACAGGGCUGUAGGAAGUCCUUAAACCAUCAGCAGGACCAGUAUCUGCUCCUUUGUGCAAGGAGGAACAGGAUGAGCACUGCCAGAGCUACAAAAUGAUCUUCAGCAGGACACUGGUGUGAGAGACUUCAUCAGGGUGGCCUGAAGUCCUCUAGUGGGCCCUGUGCUCACUGCCUGUCAGCGUGGCAGGUCCACACUGGUGCCCUAGUGCCCUUGGCAAAAUGGACCAGCCUGUACCAUCUUUUUUUCACUUUGAUUUUUGAGGUGUCUUUGAAUUAAGCCCUCUGUAGGUUAGAUAAUUUUCAUUUACUCAAACAAUGAGGCAUCCUUUCAUUCCUAUCUCAUUACUCCAGUCCAUAUCAGUAUAGAUAUCCAUUAUGAUUUUUUCCCGUUGAGAUCUAAUGUGUUUUCAUAGUGUUCCUUUAAUGUUUUUUGAGCAGUACAUUUAGUAACAGAAAUAAGAUUAAUACUGGGUUCAGCCCUCUGUCACCUUCAAUUUGAUAAGUGGUUAAGAAAAAGGAUGGAUGGACUAUGUCUGCGAAGGUUCAGAGUCAUCCAGGUCAUCGUAUUCUAAGGACCAGGGAAAGAAAAGCGUCUCGACUUCUCUCUUGUUAACAGCAGGAAAGUGUAGCUUGAUUGCUAAAAAUAAAGUGUUAUAUUGAGAAAAAGUGUACUUUCAGUGUUGAUCAAAAUGUAUAAUACUCCUUCCUUCAGCCUUAUACACAGUUUGUUGUUUACCAGUAUUAUGAUUUUUAUUAUUACUCCCAGAUUUAUUUUUUACUAUGCAAUGUAACCACUCAUGAUGGCUUUAAAGGUGAAUUUGCCUGAUAAAUAUUUUGUAUAAGACAACUGUGUUUCUAAUUUCCUUUGAGGACUUGAUGGACUGAGGCUGAUGUAGACUUCAGGUCCACAAAUAAAAUUUCUUAACAUUUGA